UGAGGGAAACGCUGCACCAUGCCUGUGGGACACAGCUCGGCCGGACAGGUGUUACCUGCACCUGCAUCUGAAAUGGAACCAUCAGUUGAUGACGUAAUCAUAACUGAAUCCAUGAUAAAGGAAGAGGAAAAGCUGGAAAAGGCAGCUGAGGUAGAGGAGAGGAAGAUGAUUGAAAAGGCUCGUAUGUCUUGGGAAAGGGAUUCUAACGAGAUGCGCUAUAAAAGACUUCAACACUUACUUGAAAAAAGCAACAUUUACUCCAAGUUUCUUUUGACUAAAAUGGAACAGCAACAACUUGAGGAGAUGAGGCGGAAGGAAAAACUUGAAAAAAAGCAGAAACGGACUGAAUCGCUGAAGACACAAAACCAAAGUUCUGCAAAUGAAGAUAACACAGGUGGUAGAAAGAAAAGGCAAAGAGAGGAAAACUACCAUAUCUCAGAUGUUAUGUCCAAGGAGGAAAUUUUGUCUGUGUCAAAGAAGAGCAAGCUCGAACAUGAGGAUACAAACUACUCCAGCAAACUAACAAGUGAAGAAAUUGAAAAAAACGGUGAUUCCAACAGCACUAUAAAAGACAGACUGUCACAGACUGUAAGGAAUAAUACAAAACAGUUACUUGAUCCAGAAAGGAAAGUCAAUGGGCAGCCAGUGCCUUUUCAACAGCCAAAGUAUUUUACCGGUGGAGUAAUGCGAUGGUACCAGAUCGAAGGAAUGGAGUGGCUCAGAAUGCUAUGGGAGAAUGGAAUCAAUGGCAUAUUGGCUGAUGAGAUGGGCCUAGGAAAAACAGUUCAGUGCAUUGCUACUAUAUCCAUGAUGGUUGAAAGAGGAGUUCCAGGACCAUUCUUUGUUUGUGGACCUUUGUCUACCCUUCCUAAUUGGGUGUCUGAAUUUAAAAGGUUUUCUCCCGAGGUUCCAGUUCUUCUUUACCAUGGAAAUGCCCAGGAGAGGCGUCGGCUAGCAAGGAAAAUUAACAAACGGGAGGGAUCUUUGCAGAUUUAUCCAGUGGUAAUAACCUCAUUUGAGAUAGCCAUGAGGGAUCGUCAGAUUCUACAGCAUAGUCCCUGGAAAUAUAUGAUUUUGGAUGAGGGGCACAGAAUUAAAAAUAUGAACUGCCGUCUCAUACAAGAGCUGAAACAGUUUCGUUCAGAUAACAAGCUGCUGCUCACUGGCACACCUCUACAGAAUAAUUUAGCAGAACUCUGGUCUCUCCUAAACUUUCUACUACCAGACGUGUUUGAUGAUUUAAGAAGCUUUGAAUCCUGGUUUGAUAUAACUGGAAUUUCUCAAAAUGCUGAAGAUAUUGUAGCCAAUGAACGUGAGCAGAAUAUCUUGCAUAUGUUGCAUCAGAUUUUGACACCAUUCCUACUGAGACGACUAAAAUGUGAUGUCACACUGGAAGUUCCACCCAAGCGGGAAGUUGUUGUGUAUGCACCACUGACAAAAAAACAAGAAACUUUCUACACUGCUAUAGUAAAUAAAACCAUUGAAAAAAUGCUUGGACAGGAAAAGGAACAUGUAAAAAUUAUUUCAUCGCCUGCUGUCGGAAGAGCGAAAAGGCGGAGCCGCAAAGCUGUCAAUUAUUCUGAACUAGAUAAAGAUACUCCAAAUGAUCUUGAGAAACUAAUUAACCAACUUCUUAAACAGCAAGAAGUGGAAAAAGAAAGGCCAUCAGCAAAAGCGGACCUUCCAUUAGAUUCAGAAGUAAAUCUUAAAAUGCGGAACAUUAUGAUGCUUUUAAGGAAAUGCUGUAAUCAUCCAUAUCUCAUUGAAUACCCUCUAGACCCGUUAACUCAGGAUUUUAAGAUUGAUGAAGAACUGGUAAAUAGUUCAGGAAAAUUCCUUCUACUGGAUCGACUGCUGCCUGAAAUGAAAAAGAGAGGUCAUAAGGUCUUGAUAUUUUCCCAGAUGACUAUGAUGUUGGACAUAUUAAUGGACUACUGCUACUACAAAAAAUUCAACUUCUGCAGGCUAGAUGGAUCCAUGUCAUAUUCAGAUAGAGAGGAAAAUAUGCGAAAAUUUAACACAGAGCCUGAUGUUUUCAUCUUCCUUGUCAGCACACGCGCUGGUGGGCUGGGAAUCAAUCUUACAGCAGCUGAUACAGUCAUCAUUUAUGAUAGCGAUUGGAAUCCCCAGGCUGACCUACAAGCUCAGGACAGAUGUCACAGGAUUGGUCAGACAAGACCAGUUGUAGUUUAUCGAUUGGUCACUGCAAACACAAUUGACCAAAAAAUAGUGGAGCGAGCGGCAGCUAAAAGAAAACUGGAGAAGUUGGUCAUACAUAAAAAUAAAUUCAAGGGGGGUCAAACUGGCAUAAAUCAGUCAAAGAGCUGUCUAGACCCAAAGGAACUGCUGGAGUUGCUACAGUCUCGUGAUUAUGAAAGAGAAGUCAAAGGGUCAAGUGAAAAGGUGAUUAGUGAUAAAGAUCUGGAGCUGCUGUUAGACAGAAGUGAUCUUGUUGCACAAAUGAAAAACAAUGUUUCUCUACAAAAAUCAAAACAAGGCGUGUUCAAAGUUGUCGACAACACAGAAGUCACCGAGUCGUAAAAAUCUGUAGUCCCUGACUAAACAUAACUGGGGAGCAACUAGAAACAGUUAGUUAGAACUCUGGAAAGCCCCCCUACGUUUAAUAUGUGCAAAUGGCUUUGACACUGUAAAUUGUUCUGCCUGAUGACUUAAACACCUUUUCCUGCUUACGUUACUGCACUUUGUACUUGAAUUUAAAUGACAUGAGCAUCUUCCUGUGGAAAGUUUGCAACGUGUUUCAUGGUUUUUUGUUUCUUCUUGUAUUGUUUUGUUUUUAACAUCUCGUUGUUAGGAACUUGUCUAUACAUAAAUAAAAGGUGAUUAAUACA
Molecule: messenger RNA, 2849 nt
Organism: Xenopus tropicalis (tropical clawed frog)
Lineage: Eukaryota; Metazoa; Chordata; Amphibia; Anura; Pipidae
Gene: hells
Product: helicase, lymphoid specific
Cellular component (GO): nucleus; chromosome
Molecular function (GO): hydrolase activity; nucleotide binding; ATP binding
Source: RefSeq, marked provisional